AUGGCGGCAAGCGUAGCCAUAGGCGACGAAGACGUCAUCGAGGGUGGACCAAAUGCGAAGGUGACGGUUGUGGAGGGGCGUGCCUUGGUUGGAGAGCUAGCGAAUGAGCGGACCACGUCCUCGACCCUGUACAACUUCUCAGUUGAUCUGCAGUUUAACGCUCAGGCAUCAUUCCUACAGACGGACUUGCCCCUGCACGUGGCUCUCACGAAGCACAAGGUGUCUCGCAUCAGGCCAAGGCCUCUCGACCCACCCGUACAGCCGGGGGCAGGCGCCGGCAACGGAGACGGAGACGGCGGAGCCCCUGGCGAAAGGGGUUACCAAGCCGCUGUGGCGGCGGAGGAAGAUGAGCAUUCGGUGUAUGCCCUCCUCUCGGAAGAUGUAUCUAGGCGGGGAGAGCUCGUCGGCACGGCGGAGGUAGAUUGGCGACGUGCGUUGGUGCCAGCCAGCGGGGCCCAAGAAGGUCUGCACAAGAGCGGCGGCGUUCUCCUCGCGGUGGAGCUUGCCUCGGGCGCGCCGGACUCUAUCGUACACCCAGUCGGAGGCAUUCUUCACCUUCGACUCGAGGUGGUCGCCCCUCCAGAAGUGUCGGCUUUCCCCUUCAAGGCCGACGAUGUCACGAGGAUCAUGGACUUUCAGGCUUCGGUCCGCAGCGAGGCGCGGCGGGACUUUUACCUGUACGCGAACGCGUGGUGGAAAGGUUUCAGCUCAACGUCGAAGGUUCUAAGCAAGAGAUCCGUCAAGAUCUUUGCAGAGGACGAGCGAGGGCAGCACCGCUGCGUGUGCUCGUUCCUCGAGCCCUAUCGCCAGGGCCGGAUGCUGCCGACGCCAAGGCACGCCGCAAGGUUCGUCUCCCUCCUCCCCUUCCGGCCCCGCUCCACCGUGGGAGAGCAGCCGCCCGCCACGCAGAGGGCGUGGAACUCCCCCCACGCUUUCCUGGCGGCGGGGACCGGGGACGCAUCGGACCACGCGCUGCUGCUGUGCUCCCUUCUGCUCGGCUUCGGGCUGGACGCGCUCGUGUGCUGCGGCCUGGUGCACCCCAGCGACGACGACAACGGCGACGGCGAUGCCUCCGGAGCUGAGCCGGGGGGCGUCGGGGUACGGGGAGGGGACUCCGACGGAAACCGGGGGGAGGAGACGGGGCACAUGUGGGUGUGCACGUUCAGCGGCAGUCGAGCGGACAAGAAAGCGGUUUUCUGGGAGUCUCUGACCGGACAACGUUUCGCCAUGAGCGCUCCACGGCCGAGGCCUUCUAGAGGGCGCAGAACAACACCGGGAAAGAUGGCCGUGACCCCGCGGCACUUCAGCAAGGUCUCGUGCAUGUUCAACCACCGGGAAUUCUUGGCCAACAAGCAGUCGGAUAACCGAGUGGGAACCACGUCCCUGGACAUCUCCGACCCCAAGCUGUGGAAACCCAUGGAUUCUUCCAGGAUCGUUCCGAAAGGCAUGUCAUACCCGGCGUCGGCCGGCCCCGCUGGCGUGGUUCUCCUCCGGCCAACCCUGAACACGGAGGGCAUCGCGGAAGGCGUCGAAUCGGAGGUGAAGCGGCGUGUCGCGGCGUGGCGGGAGGGCAAGGGCUGGCCCACGGUGUGGGACGAUGCCCUCGGCUACCUUCUGGGGCCCGCGGUGUUCGCGUACGAGCAGGAGCGCUUGUGCGGAGCCUCUUUCGGCGGCGACAACUUCCAGGAUGCCGUUCAAGGGGCAGUACCAGACAGGUCCACACGUUACUAA
Molecule: messenger RNA, 1731 nt
Organism: Ectocarpus siliculosus
Lineage: Eukaryota; Phaeophyceae; Ectocarpales; Ectocarpaceae
Source: the annotation of a GenBank genome assembly